This is a messenger RNA of Orbicella faveolata, 2565 nucleotides long. RefSeq names its product prefoldin subunit 1-like. Gene Ontology annotation, molecular function: protein folding chaperone. Gene Ontology annotation, cellular component: prefoldin complex; cytoplasm. The record is from RefSeq and is a predicted model, not a curated record. Gene Ontology annotation, biological process: protein folding. NCBI's taxonomy places the organism in Eukaryota, Metazoa, Cnidaria, Anthozoa, Scleractinia, Merulinidae.
GCCGAUUCGUCCGCCAUGUUACUUUGUGAGCCACAUUUUGCCAGCGGUAGUCUUUAUGAGCGCAUACGCAUCGAAGAACGUAGUUUCCAGGGUCUUCUCGGUAGAGGUGACAAUUUCAAGAUGGCGACAACAUUUGACCAAGAACUGCGAAAGGCUUUUCAAGAACUUCAGGGGAAAAUGAUUGAAACCACUCAGCGUGUCAAGAUAGCUGAAGGGCAAAUAAUGCAACUACGAAGGAACAUUGCCCAUGCCAAAUUGACAGAUCAAGAACUAGCGUCUUUACCUACUGAUACACCCACUUAUGAGUCAGUAGGAAGAAUGUUUGUCCUCCAACCUGUAUCAGACAUCAGGAAGGAACUAGCAGAAAAGCUCCAUGGUAAUGAAGAAAAAAUAAAGAGCAUAGAGGCAAACAAGGAAUACCUUCAAAGAAGUGUUAAAGAACACGAAGAUAAUAUAAGGGAAAUGCUCGCCAGUCGACCAAAGUAGUUCACGUUAAUUAAUUUCAUUGUUACAAAUCUUAUAUGUGGGUAUACAUGUAAUAGUAUAAUAAACAGUAUUUGUAAGUAGUAUAUGUGUGUUUCAUUGAAAGUCAUACAUGAACCAUUUUCAGUCUCAAAUAAAUAGGGUGAUGUAGCAGCUCUUGUAAGGUCUCACAUGAAUGGCUCGAUACCCUUUAAGAAAACAAUAGAACAGACAACAGAAACAAUGCCCCCUAGUCCUAAAACAAUAACAGCUGUUAUAAUAAUAAAACAGUAACGGCUUAUGAGAGCUGUUACACUUCUGAAUAAAUAUCAUAUCCUUGUGAGCAAGGCCUACAGCCACCUGAGUGACUUAAUUACGGGGGAACCCAGUUAAUCCAGUCACCAAUGGGCCACAAAAAUUUUGCCUUAUUAACGGGGUGGCUUUAUUGAAGGGGUUCUUUAAACAAGGAAAUGACUGACUGAGCUUUUGUUCGGGUCAGAAUAAAGUGGCCACAAUAAUGAGGUGACUGUAUUUACGGAGUGGCGGUAAGGCGGGGUCCAAUCUAUUUACAACGUUACUGUACCUUGAAGAGUGAGUGUAUAUUUGACAGUGUUCUAAAAUCUUGACGUCGUGCAGGAUUAUGCAGGAUUAUGCAUGACAUCAGAAUUGCCAAAAUCUAUGCACAGUAGCUGCUGUAGUCAACAAAGAUUUGCAUGCACUUCUGUAUAUCCAAGCGCAACAAGGUCCAUGAGAAAAGGCAAAGGGAUGAUAUUUCUCCAGUGUAGUGUAUAUGGUCCCAAGCAACUUUAGUUAACAAGAAACUUUCAUUUUAAUUGAAAUUAAAAUUUUUAUUGAACAAGUUUGUAGUUAGUGGAGACUUUACCUCUAUAGUCUGAUACCUAGAUAAUAUUGGACUGGCAACAAACCAUUCUGAUUUAUUCAUUUUGAUAAUUUAUUGGCUCUCUCAGCUAUCUUGAUUGUGUAAAAACAUUUGACAGCAAUGACAGAUAGAUAACAACUUAGCUCACACUGAUUUUGUAUGAGAUGAUGGUCAAUUGUCAAUAUUGAGAUAACUGCAUGUAUAUUCUACAGACCUUCAGGAAUUUCUGAAAUCUUUUAGCUAUUUUAUGGUUAGAAAUAAUGGGAAAGUUUAGGUAAAGCUCCUCAUUUUUUAUAAAUUACUCAUUUAAUGCCAGACUUCACCCAUCUUUUGAAACUUAUGAUUUUCAGAAAACUUGAAGUUCUUCAAAAUUUUAUAAUCAUCUUUUAGAAGUUUGCUAGGAAGUUCAGACCAAGCAAUUUGUUGAUGUUUGCUUGAGACAUACAUUUUACUGCCCAUUAAUUUUGUUUCCCUUUGGAAACUGCAUUAUAGCAAUUUCCUCAAGAUUCUCUGGUGAACAAAAUUAUCAAUGGUAAAGGUUUCAGUGUAUCUUAUUUGCCAUAAAUUAUUACUUGUCUUUUAGUUUAAUUACUGGUUAACACUUUAUGCUUUCUCUUUCAUUUUAUUGCUGUAUCAGGAGAUUAUACAUGUAUUUUAGUACUUUUCAGUAUAUAGUUGUUACUGUAUACAAAAUUUAAAAAAUGGUGAUGAACAAGUAGGUCAUGGUAGUGAGCUGGAGGUUUGUGGAGUUUUAUAAUCUAUCAAAUAUUUUCGCUCACACACAAUUGAUUUAAAUGCGUCACGUGGCUGGAUAAUAUUUCCCUUGCUAAAACUGGGGAAUAUCGGAGUGAUAUUCCCCAAUUUUCAUAGCUGUGUGUGUUGCGAAAAAAGAUUUGAAGGAUGAAGACAACAGCCUCCAUUAAGCGUGAAAAUUUGCUUGGAUAUUUGUCCUUGGACAUUAUCUGUUCCUUGAUGCUCACAGUUUUUCCUCAAGCUAGGCUCUUGGAAAACUGUUGGAACAAAUAUUUGAGCAUAUUUCCAUGCCAAAUGGAGGCUAUUGUUUAUUUAUUCUACUCUUAUCUCUUUCCCAGGGUACAGUUAAUACCCAGGGGAGGGGUAUUCCUUGCAGUGGCUGUUAUUACAGUUGAGCCUAAUAUUCAUUUGUUUAAAAAGGAAUGCAAACAAGUCGAAAGGGUCAAUAAAAAUCAGAAUUUACCCUUUCA